Closterium sp. Naga37s-1 is the source of this 849-nucleotide messenger RNA. Lineage: Eukaryota; Viridiplantae; Streptophyta; Zygnematophyceae; Desmidiales; Closteriaceae. The record is from the annotation of a GenBank genome assembly.
AUGAAGCACCUCCGUUUGCGCCCCGGCGAGAGGCAAACGGAGGUGCUUCACGACCCGCCUCGUACUCCUGCGGCCGACAGGGAUCAGAAGCUCUCCUUCUGCUGUGCGCAGUCAGAGAGUUAUCCUUCUGACAAUGGAAUCCCGCUCCUUGCCCCCUUCUUUUCUAUCUCUCCUCCCCCUCCCACAGUGGUCCAACGUAUUGCCAGGGCGGACAGGGAUCAGAAGCUAACCUUCUGCUGCGCGCAGUCAGAGGCAGCACACCCCUACCUCGCUGCCUUCGGCCUCACACCCUCCGACGUCCUCCUCGCUCCAGUCUACAUCCAGGGGUUCAACGCCCCAUUCUCUGGCACUUCAGACGGCCUCCUCGCUCCAGUGUACAUCCAGGGCUACAACGCCUCAUAUUCUGGCACUUCAGGUAGGCUUCCUUUCUCGUUCCGUUUUCCUCUCGCCAGUCUACAUCCAGGGCUACAACGCCUCAUUCUCAGGCACCUCAGCUCUGCUCCGAGUGGCCUGGGAUCUGCCUCUCCCCUAACCCCUCCUCACCUCCCUCCUCACAUUGGGGCGUCUUGUAUUGACUUCCCCUCGCCGUUUUUCACCUUUCUCCUUCCUCCUCUCCUUGUUCCCCCAUCCCUUCAGCGCUGCUCCGAGUGGCCUGGGAUCUGCCUCUCCCCUACCCCCUCAUCUGCUUCUUCCCCUUUUUCUUUCCCCCCCAAUUACCUCCCCUCCCUUCCCCUGUUUGUGUGUCGUGAGGAGUUGGGAGAUGAGGGGAGGAGGGAUGGGGAUAGGCGGCACCAUGAGAUUGCAGAGGCGCGGUAUUGUUGGGACAGACCUCUGGGGUCCCUGGACUGA